Molecule: messenger RNA, 1443 nt
Organism: Mycosarcoma maydis (corn smut)
Lineage: Eukaryota; Fungi; Basidiomycota; Ustilaginomycetes; Ustilaginales
Exons: 1
Coding region: 1-1443 (480 amino acids)
Source: RefSeq, a predicted model, not a curated record
AUGAGGGUCUCAUUGACCGCCAUCGUCGCCACUCUGGCAAUCCCAGUCAUCCGAGUAGCAUCGCGGUCCCCCUUCGCCCCCACAUCCGACCCAGGUGUUUAUCCAGGUGGGGAUACUAACCCAUCCAAUGGUUGGACCACGCUCCCUACAAUUGACGGCGCCCGUAUCGACAACUCGACGCUUCGAGUCGGUUCGGGCUCAGCUACACUUUUGCACUACAUCGACGAAAAGUACGACGCCAGCAAGAUUAGGCGUGCUGUGAUCCAGAUUCACGGUGAGAACCGUGAUUCGUGGAAUCAGUGGAUCUACUCUGAUCUAGCAGCAAAACGCGCUGCUGAAGGUGGAAGCUUUCAACGUAAUCAAGUGGUCGUGAUGGCGCCUAUGUUCUUCACCACCAAGGACGAAGGUGCCUAUCCAUUCGAUCCGACUUUGGAUGCGGGUAACAAAGCCACCGUAACAAUAGAUACGUCAGACACGGCAAUAGCACGGCAAGACUACGCUCAGCAAACCUCGAUUGCAGAAGAAUUCACUUCACCGCUUCUGAAACGUCGAGGACGAUUCCGAGUUCCACUGCAGAAAGUCAGCACCACCGAUGUCAUGAUCUGGAAGGCGGUCGAGUGGGGGGAAGGUGCGCCUGCUUAUGAGCCUGUCACUGCUGAAGGAGCUGGUAGCUUUGACGCGCUCGAUGCAGCGGUCGACUUUUUCCUCGACAGAUCACGUUUCCCUCGCCUGCAAAAAGUGGUCGUUGCCGGCUUCAGUUUAGGCGCCCAACUCACCAACCGCUAUGCUACGUUCCGCAGCGAUACCUCACAGGACGGCAGAAUCAUUUAUUGGAUCUCUUCACCCAACUCUUUCGUCUACUUGCAAGGCGAUCGACCACGCCACAUCGGGUCUUCCUGUCGUAACACGUAUGCCGACUACAAGUACGGCUUGAAUGGUACACUGCCGCCUUACUUCACCAACUCGAGCAAUCAGCUUUCUGCCUCCGGACUCAUCUCUCGCUACCUCAGCCGCACUAUCUUCUACCUCGUAGGAUUGCGCGACACCAGUUCAGGAUUGGACAGCUGUGCGCCCAACUCACAAGGUCUGGGUCAUCUGGACAAGAUGUACUUCUGGACGCAUCAGGUGAUCCCCAACUUGCCCGGAAGCACGGGCCAAGAGGGACAGUUGCCAGCAAACAACCUGUUGCGAUACGUUGAGGAUACGGGACACCAGGACUGGAAAGUGAUAACAUCUGAUCCGGGUGUCGAGACGCUAUGGUUGAAGCAGUGGUAUGCGAACGGCACGGAUGCGAAAGCGCCUGUGAGCAGUGGCGUGGUAGCGGGCAACACGCCGAGUAAGAAGAUCAUUAACGGUAUCAACGGUGCGCAAGCUAGUAGAAUACAUAUGCUCAUCGUGGUCCUAGCGGCGCUGGUCGUCUCGCUGAUCGCGUUGGUUCUCUGA